GCGCCGUGCCGCGCGAGCACCGGCCUAGAGUCAGGAUCAAGACUACAACAAGAUGGCUGACCAGGACCCGGGGGGCAUUAGCCCCCUCCAACAAAUGGUGGCCUCGGGCACUGGAGCAGUGGUCACCUCUCUCUUCAUGACGCCCCUGGACGUGGUGAAGGUGCGUCUGCAGUCCCAGCGCCCCUCGGUGGCCACCGAACUGAAGCCGCCCUCUAGACUCUGGAGCGUGCCCUACACCAAAUUGCCCUCCUCUCUCCAACCCACAGGGAAGUGCCUCCUGUCCUGCAAUGGUGUCCUGGAGCCCCUCUACCUGUGCCCACACGGCGCGCGCUGCGCCACCUGGUUUCAUGACCCCUCCCGAUUCACCGGCACCAUGGAUGCCUUUGUGAAGAUUGUGCGGCACGAGGGCGCCAGGACCCUGUGGAGUGGCCUCCCAGCCACCCUGGUGAUGACUGUGCCGGCCACUGCCAUCUACUUCACCUCCUACGACCAACUCAAGACCUUCCUGUGUGACCGAGCCUUGACCUCCGACCUCUAUGCCCCCAUGGUGGCUGGCCCUCUGGCCCGCUUGGGCACUGUGACUGUGGUCAGCCCCCUGGAACUGGUGAGAACGAAGCUACAGGCUCAGCAUGUGUCCUAUCGGGAGCUGGGCACCUCUGUGCAGGCCGCAGUGGCUAGGGGCGGCUGGCGCUCCCUGUGGCUGGGCUGGGGGCCCACUGCCCUUCGGGACGUGCCUUUCGCAGGCCUGUAUUGGUUUAACUACGAGCUGGUGAAGAGCUGGCUGAGUGGGCCCAGGCCAAAGGACCAGACAUCCGUGGGCAUCAGUUUUGUGGCUGGCGGAAUCUCAGGGACGGUGGCAGCCAUCCUGACUCUGCCCUUUGACGUGGUGAAGACCCAGCGCCAGGCCGCGCUGGGCACAGUGGAGGCUCUGAGAGUGAGGCCGCCACGGGUCGACUCCACCUGGGUGCUGCUGCGGGGGAUCCAGGCCGAGUCGGGCACCAAGGGGCUCUUUGCAGGCUUCCUGUCCCGGAUCAUCAAGGCCGCCGCUUCCUGUGCUAUUAUGAGCAGCACUUACGAGUUUGGCAAAAGCUUCUUCCAGAAGCUCAAUCAGCAGCGGUUGCCAGGCCCUUGAAAGAGGCAUAGGGACUCCCAUCUCCUCAGGUGGGCUGUGGGCUGAAGGAGACUGAGCCAAGUGCCUUUUCCUCAGCACUGAGGGGCGGGCCCUGCGGCCUCCCCCCACCAGACCACCCUCAGGCCCUCCCCAGACCGGGCCUUCUUCCUGCUGCACCCCACACCCCAGACUCAAGGAUCUUUUCUUACCCCACCAAGUUCAAGACCAAAUUUACUACCUGCCGCCCACCUCCCUGCCCCUGUAUGUUUGCUGUGACUGGGCCUGCCUCAGUCUCCCCUACCUCUAUUAAUUCCUUACAUCUGAAGAUGAAAAA
Echinops telfairi (small Madagascar hedgehog) is the source of this 1445-nucleotide messenger RNA. RefSeq names its product solute carrier family 25 member 39-like. Gene Ontology annotation, biological process: mitochondrial transmembrane transport. Bases 53 to 1132 code for a protein of 359 amino acids. The record is from RefSeq and is a predicted model, not a curated record. The transcript has a single exon. NCBI's taxonomy places the organism in Eukaryota, Metazoa, Chordata, Mammalia, Afrosoricida, Tenrecidae.